AUGGCCGACGACUUCGAUGCCAUUAGAGCCAAGAUCCAGAAUCAUCUUGUGUCGCUGGGCAAUUACGACGUCAUUUCCAAGCAGUUAAAACUCAAGCUUUAUGAGGCCGGAUGGUUUGAUGACGUCACCAAGGAAGCCAACAAAGAGCUUCAAAGCAAUAAGGAUGCAAACUUCGAUAGGUUGUAUGCGGCACUUCGGCCCAAGGCGGAGGAGAUGGUGCCCGAUGCGUUGAAAGAUGAGAUUAUGGAGAAGAUCAAGGCAUAUUUGGAAGACGUGAUUGAAUAG
Sungouiella intermedia is the source of this 285-nucleotide messenger RNA. The record is from the annotation of a GenBank genome assembly. Lineage: Eukaryota; Fungi; Ascomycota; Pichiomycetes; Serinales; Metschnikowiaceae.